AUGGCGAACCAAGAUGGACAAGUGGCACGGAUUCUGGGAGAAACGACUGAGAUGCUACGGGGCAAAGUGCUGCAGAUGGAAAAACAUCUCCAAGAAAUAGGGAGAAAGAUUGAGGAGGCAGUAGGAUUGCUGAACUUGGAUUCGCAUGAGGGAGCAGAGCCCUGGGAAGAGGACCCCGAUCCCGGUGAGGAAGAAGAACCAGAAGAUGAAGAAGAGGAACCAGAAGAAGAACAGGAAGAACCUCAAGACAUGGAAGAACCUCCCGACGUAGGGGUAGAAGUAGAGGAGAACCCGUUUGAUAUGUUCCCGGAGUUCCAAGGAAACGAUACAGACAAAGAAUCUGGUUAUUAUGCCCCUACUGAUGAGGGAACAGACUUCUAUGCGCCUUUACCCACGAUGAUGCCUACCGUCUCUGCUUUGGCUUCGGAACACUUUGGAAGGGAAAAUAUCCCCGUCCCAGCCCCGUGGAGCAUAGCCUUCAAAGAUCGAUCUUCUCCAUUCAGGGAUAAAGUAGCCAGGAGGGAGGAAGCCGACGCAGAAAAGAAAACCAUCAAAGGGAAAAGGGCCUCUCCCCCUUCCCAGUGUUGA
Messenger RNA from Lycium barbarum (goji berry), 588 nucleotides. RefSeq lists its product as uncharacterized. Bases 1 to 588 code for a protein of 195 amino acids. NCBI's taxonomy places the organism in Eukaryota, Viridiplantae, Streptophyta, Magnoliopsida, Solanales, Solanaceae. The record is from RefSeq and is a predicted model, not a curated record. The transcript is spliced from 3 exons.